Messenger RNA from Ruditapes philippinarum (Manila clam), 1252 nucleotides. RefSeq lists its product as uncharacterized. NCBI's taxonomy places the organism in Eukaryota, Metazoa, Mollusca, Bivalvia, Venerida, Veneridae. The transcript is spliced from 7 exons. The coding region runs from base 85 to 1170 and encodes 361 amino acids. The record is from RefSeq and is a predicted model, not a curated record.
ACCGGAUAACGGAGGAAAAACGAAAUAGCUCUUCAUAGUGGAGGUAUUCCGCGAAAUUUCAAUGGAAGCAAAUAAAGCUUAACAAUGACAGAAAAAAGUCCUGCAAGGAAGUCCAGAUCUUCAACCCCUAUUAUAGUAAAUGGGUCAGUCAUACAAAAUGGAACGCCAAGCAGAGGUGGAUUGCUCCAUUUAUCUCACAGGUUGGACAAAGACAUCACACCAAAAACACCAGUAGCAGACGCAAGUUUCAGAAAUGAUGACAAAGUUAGCCCAAUGCUUGCCAAGCUUAGGAUGACUCCAGGAAGAUUGUUAAAAGAAAAGCAGACAAUUCUGGUACGGAAACAUGAGGAAACACGGCGUAAAGUGGACAGUUUGAAUGUCGGAGGAGGCGUGUCCAUGUGGCCAGAGAUGGACAGUAUGAGAAUGUCUAAAGAGGAAAUCUACAAACUGUCUGGCUUUUGUCUGAUAAUGGUCAUAGUUGUAAUAGCAAUUUUUAUAGGUUUACAUGGUUCAACUAUAUCCCUUCUGUUACAGUAUCAUAAAAGAUUGAGCCAGUUCUCAUUCCAUCAAGUAAUCAUUGUUGACAGUGGACAAGCUGAAAUGGACCAUUCAUUGAUAGACUGGCAUAUUAAAUACAAACAAAUUGUGGACUCCAUACAUGAAGAGUUUGACGUCAGCAAGUUGCCAGCCUCGUAUAUAUUAUAUAUACUGUUAUACUUUACAACGCUGUGUGUACUUCUCUACUACCUUAUAGACAACAUGUUUGCAAAGAGUAAACUUUCUCCUAAAAGAAUUAAACGAUGGGUAAGUUUGUUGGUGUUGACAACAGCAUGGACAUGUUUACUAGGAUUUACACUUGUUAUUGCCCUUCGCACCGAGGCUGCCAUAGAAACCAAUAUAUAUCAACUUUCAGAUACCCUAGCAGAUAUAAUACCUACAGAUCUCGCCAGCGACAAAUUCAACCAGGUGUUACAAUACUGGCGCACACGAUGUCUCCCACCUACGACACACGGAACUAUUUCUAUAUUCGGUAUUUUACCCGUUAGGGACGUGACUUUCUACAUACAAUACUACAGUAUACCAAUAGUGACUGUACUUAUAGCGCCAGUUUUCAGACUCAUUGUCUCUUUGAUGACCAUUUAUAAUGUGACCAAUGAAAAGCUGUCAUGAUAUAUACUUUAUUUCUUAAUAUGAAUUUGUUAUUAAUCAAUAUUUUAUGAUAUUCUUUCCACAGAUAAAAAUGUAAAACAGC